This is a messenger RNA of Paramecium pentaurelia, 363 nucleotides long. The record is from the annotation of a GenBank genome assembly. NCBI's taxonomy places the organism in Eukaryota, Ciliophora, Oligohymenophorea, Peniculida, Parameciidae.
AUGUAAUUAUUUUAUUAUGAUGUUCUAAAAAUCUUGUCUUUUCUAACAUCUAAAAAUUUAAUAACCAAGAGUGAAAAGGAGGAAAUAAAAAGUAAUUUCAUAUUAAAUAUAUAAGAUUUGGUUUUAAAAAAUGAGUCUAAGUUUUUAGAGAAGCUUCACUCUAUUUAUAAUUCUGAAAGUGCUAACAAAGAGUUACUUAUAAAAAAUGAAAUGAUAAGGUAUACGAUGUCAUCAAAACAGAAAUAAAGAGGCAAUUCAAGAAAUAAGAAAAUGAAAAUCAUAACUGAAGAAACAGAGGAACUAGAAGAGGAUUUAAUCAAGGUGUAACAAUAAAAGCAUCGAUUAGAGAAGAAACUUUUUUGA